Molecule: messenger RNA, 366 nt
Organism: Anisakis simplex (herring worm)
Lineage: Eukaryota; Metazoa; Nematoda; Chromadorea; Rhabditida; Anisakidae
Source: the annotation of a GenBank genome assembly
AUGGGAUGGGGUGCCUGCCCGGCCUAUUGGGUAGACUUUCUUGAGGGAAUCAGUGGGUUUGGAUGGGAUUUGGACGGGCGUUCGGAUGAGUUUGGGCUGGAUUUUAGAGUUUUGGAUUUUAGAUUCGGUUCCGGCUCCAUUUCGUGGCAAAAGUCACAAAUGGUUAAGUCUCCUUGGGGCAUAGGUGAAAGAUUUCAAGCCUCGGAUAUAGUGGGUUUGGACGGGCGGUCUUCGGAUAGGGUUUGGGCUGCUGGAGUUUUGGAUUUUGGAUUCGGUCCGACUCCAUUUCGUGGCAACAUUCACAAACGGCUAACUCUCUUGGGGCAUAGCUCAAGGGUUUUGGGUGUUCAAGUGACCUAUUUGUGA